Molecule: messenger RNA, 1772 nt
Organism: Papilio polytes (common Mormon)
Lineage: Eukaryota; Metazoa; Arthropoda; Insecta; Lepidoptera; Papilionidae
Product: apyrase-like
Exons: 11
Coding region: 128-1762 (544 amino acids)
Biological process (GO): AMP catabolic process
Cellular component (GO): plasma membrane
Molecular function (GO): 5'-nucleotidase activity
Source: RefSeq, a predicted model, not a curated record
UUUGAACUGACGACAGUCACUUCGCGUAAUUAAUUUAAUGAUUUUAAUGGUUAAAGUGAUAUAUAAAUAAUUUUAAUGAUUAUCAUGUGAAUAAAAAUAUAAUUCAACGGAUUAUUACAUUAGUUUAAUGUUGAUGAAAAUGCGUUUAAUUUUAUUUGUGUGUAUUUGGAAUGCUGUCAAUGUUAUAUAUUUGGUAACUGGUGCUCCGUUUAUUGAGUUCUACAGAUUGGAUAUUGUUCAUUACAAUGAUUUUCACGAUAGGUUUGAAGAAACAACAGUAUCUUAUCCAGUUUGUGAAUCAAAUGACGACAAUUGUCUUGGAGGUUUUGCCAGAUUGUACUAUGAAAUUACUACUUUAUUCAAAGAAAAAGAAAAUCCAAUAUUAUUAGACGCCGGAGACACAUUCCAAGGCACCUACUGGUACACACUUCUGAAAUGGAAUGUUACACAGAAAUUUAUUAAUUUACUACCAAAUGAUGUUCAUACUGUAGGCAAUCAUGAGUUCGACGAUGGAAUAGCGGGCCUAGCGCCUUACCUAGCGUCACUGAAGGCACCAGUCGUUGUUGCCAACAUAGACACAACCGCAGUACCUGAAUUGGACGGAUUGUAUAAGCCACAUAUUGUGUUGGAAAAGAAAGGAAGAAAAAUUGGUAUAAUAGGACUUACGACUCCAGAAACUAAGACUUCAUCAAAUCCCGGGAAAGUAAAAUUCUUGGACCCUAUAGACACAGUUAAAAAAGAAGCUCAAUUAUUGACUGACCAAGGAAUUGAUAUUAUAAUUGUUUUAUCACAUUGUGGUCUAGAAGUCGAUAAAAAAAUGGCAGAAGUUGCUGGUGAAAACAUUGAUCUGAUAGUCGGUGGACAUUCGCACAGUCUGCUUUGGAAUGGAGAAGCCCCGAACAAGGAACAUGUUUCCGGUCCAUAUCCAGUAAUUGUUAAGGCAAUUGAGAAUCCUGAACAUGAGGUUCUAAUUGUAACGGCAUCCGCAUUUUCCAAGUACUUGGGCAAUAUGACCGUGUACUUUGACGGCAGUGGUGAACUCGUCUCGUACUCUGCAACACCAAUAUUCUUGAACAGGUCUAUACCAGAAGAUCCAGAAAUGAAAGCUCUUUUAAAGCCUUAUACGGAAAAGCUCCAUUCGUUAGUAAAGGAAGUAUUGGGUUACGCAAAGGAAGAUCUUUUAGCACCAAAGUGUAGUACCGGAGAGUGUGCUAUUGGAAAUUUUGUAGCAGACGCUUUCUUGAAUGCAACAAAAGAAUUGAAUGUAUCAAAUUUAACUCACGUAUCGUUUAUAUUAAGAAACAUGAUACGCGGUUCAUUGGCAAAAGGGGAUAUAACUAGAGGUUCAAUUAUAAACACAAUGCCAUUUACAAAUCAAGUGGUGACAAUGUCUUUGCCUGGGAGAUAUUUAAUAGAUGUAUUUAAGACCUGUAUGACUAAUUACUGGGUUGAAAAACCAUUCAAUGGACCUUGGAUGCCGCAUGUUGCUGGUCUCCGAUUGACAAUAAAUUUAACAAAAGGUGUUGAUAUACAAGUGGAAGUUAGAGAAGGCGAUGAUUAUCAAGAUUUAGAACUCGAUAAAGAGUAUCAAGUGUCAACUAUUGGAUUUUUAGUUAGGCCAGGAAAUCAAUUUGAGGAGCUGAGUCGUUACGGCCGGAAUCUACAAGUUGUAGGGAAGGAUACUGAAUUAUUAGAAAAUUAUGUAAAGAAAACAUCACCUGUAGAGCCUAUAUUAGAAAAAAGACUUACAGUAAUAAAUUAAUUAUAAAUUA